ACCCCCUAGCCGGCGUAGACCGGUCCCCGCCCAGCCUGCUUCCGCCGGGGAUGAAGAGCGUUGGGGUUGGCUCCGGUCCUGUGGACCUCACGCGCGUCCGUGGAGCCCCCUGUCUUCUUCCAAGAGCCCCUCCCGCCGCUCUCAGCUUGGCUGCCUGCUCUUCCAUUGUCCUCGAGGCCGUGGGCGCCCAGAAGCGCGUGCGAGCCCUCUGCUGAUGCCGAGGCUGCUGUUGCGCCCCUGUCACACGGUGCGUCCCCCACCCCAUGGAGCCGCCCGCCGGGGCCACUGCCAUCAAAAAGGAUCCAGAGGACAGAGACGAAGACCCCGGCAGCCCCAAUGACUCAGCGCCCGCCGCGGACCACCGGUCCAGGACUUCGUCCCCGCAGAAAGUGGGGCCUGCGCUACAAGAUUGGGACACUGUAGCCACCGUGGGCACUGGGACCUUUGGUCGUGUGAACCUGGUGAAGGAGAAGACAGGUAGGCGAUACUAUGCCUUGAAGAUUAUGAGCAUCCCAGAUGUCAUUCGCCUGAAACAGGAACAGCAUGUGCAGAAUGAGAAAGCAGUCCUGAAGGAAAUCAACCAUCCCUUCCUCAUUAAGCUGUUCUGGACAGGCCAUGACAACCGUUUUCUUUACAUGCUGAUGGAGUUUGUGCCUGGCGGUGAACUAUUCACCUACCUGCGGAACCGUGGUCGCUUCUCCUCGGUUGCUGGAAUCUUCUACUCCACAGAGAUCGUGUGUGCCAUUGAAUACCUGCACUCCAAGGAGAUCGUGUACAGGGACUUGAAGCCUGAAAACAUCCUUCUAGAUCGGGAAGGACAUAUCAAACUCACUGACUUUGGCUUUGCCAAGAAACUGGUGGAUCGGACAUGGACCCUCUGUGGGACCCCAGAAUACCUCGCUCCAGAAGUCAUUCAGAGCAAAGGUCAUGGGAGAGCCGUGGACUGGUGGGCACUGGGCAUCCUUAUAUUCGAGAUGCUGUCUGGGUUUCCCCCAUUUUUCGAUGACAACCCAUUUGGGAUUUACCAGAAAAUUCUUGCAUGCAAAAUAGAUUUUCCCAGACACUUGGAUUUCACCUCUAAGGACCUCAUCAAGAAGCUGCUUGUGGUGGACAGGACACGGCGCCUAGGCAACAUGAAGAAUGGAGCAGAAGACAUCAAGCGGCAUCGGUGGUUCCGGGGUGUAGACUGGGAGUCAGUGCCACAGAGGAAACUGAAGCCACCCAUUGUGCCUAAGUUAUCAGGUGAUGGCGACACCUCCAACUUUGAGACUUACCCAGAGAGUGAGUGGGACAAAGCUCCUUCGGUAUCCGACAAAGAACUAGAAACAUUCAAAAAUUUCUGAGAACAAGAACCCACAUCUGCAAGGUGAAACUUUUGAGCUUGAAGAAUUCCAUGCAGCACCGAGGACCAGAACCUAUUUUGUUAUUUGUUUUGUUUUGUUUUUGCUGUGAAACUAGAAGGACGUGGUGUUUGUAUCCAUAGUUCCUGCAAGGAUAACGGGAUUGAUGCUGUUAGGACCUCAUUUAGACAACUGGAAACAUGCCCAGUGGGAAGUAUGCAAAAACUGUUGAGUUGUAGAUUUUUUUUUCUUUAUUUGUGAGUCUUGUGUUUGUGCUGUGGAUUUAGUUUUUGUUUGUUUGAUUGUUUCUCUACUGAACUUUGUAAGUUUGAAUUUGACCCAUUUGAUUAUAGCUGUCAGUGUGUCAGAAGCUGUGCAAACUGGACAUGUUGCUACUUUGAUGUGCCUGUGACAUGUUCAUUUUUCAAGGCUUUCUGAAAAAUGUUUCCCUGCAGGCAAAAAAAAAAAAAAACAGGUGUGGUAUAUGCAUUUUAAAAAUGCCUUUCUAUGCAUUUUUCAGUCAUUUGUUUAUUUAGUUGUUGUUUGUAUAUUUAGUUCCUCUCUGGUCACUUUAGACUUAGAAAGCCACAUGUCCAGCAGACCCUCAUUCAGAUAUGGCACAAAUGAGUGGCUUUCCCCGAAUCUUUCAGUUUAGACAUUUUCAGUAAAAUAUCCCUUCUACUAAUAGGCUAGGGUCAGAUGGUAGGGGAGGAGGACAUCCCCUAUCAGUGGACUAGGGGAGGGGCAUAGGGGGAGAAAAAGGAUGGGCGUGGGAUUGGGAGGGGAAGAGGGAGGGGGCUACAGCUGGGUGAAUAAACUAUAAUUAAUAUAAAAAAUUUUUAAAAAUCCUUUCUAAAAGUAAAGCCAGAACUCUGCAUACAGCAUUAGCCGCAUGGCAGCCUGGGUGCAAAGAUUGCCUUUUUAUGAUAAUACAAAAUGAUCCACAUCCCCAAAAGAAAACUUUAAGGAUCCAUCCCUCAACCUCCUCCCCUCCUCUGUUGUAAAUGACCUUUUCUUCCCACCAAACUCAGCUCUGUUCUCCCAGCCAUGUUCAUACGUGAAAACUCAGGUUUCAGGCUGGGAAUGUUUAUGAAAGUUUGUAUAGAGCUGUGUUUUUCGUGAGCUUUCUUAGCCCUUUCCAAUAUGCAAAAUAACUGGGUUAUGUACCUCAAACAAACACACACUGGAGAUAGAAUUCAGAAUUAUAAUCAAGUCCUGUGCAUAGAUGUUUGCUAUUAAGUAGGAAAUAAUGUAAAAUUAGCAUAGGAAACAUUGCCUUAAUUCUAAACACACAUGGGGAGAUCACAUGCACACAUGUAUUCACUGCAUGCUCCUAAAACACUUUGCAAGCUGACUCCAAUCCUAAAACUCCAAUUAAAAACCCUUGAUUGGGCUGUAAAUUAUACCAUGUGAUGUCAAUGAAUGACAUCAGGCAGCACAUAGGAGUAGUAUUUUUUAUUUAAUAUUUUUAUUUGUAAUUAUGUGUGUCCAGGUGGCUGCAGUACACACCAGGGCCAACAAGCACACCAGAGAUCCUGCAGCUGGACUUUUUAGUUGUUUGUGCUGCUCUUUGGAUGCUGGGAAUUCAAUCUGAGUCCUCUGCAGUCCACAUAUUUAACAUGAGAAAAUAUAUUCAAUUUGGAAGGGGUAGUGGGGCAGAAACAACCAGGAAAAGGGAUGAGGGAAGUGUGUCCUGUUCCUGACUCUGAAUCUAGUGAGAACUGUGUACCCAGGACCUUCUCAUGAAGCAACGGGACAGUUGGUAAACUGCAAAUUCCUCAGGUGGUGGUUUGAUUCAAACCAAGCACAAAAGAUAAAGUGAUCAGUAACCAAUACUAAUUUAAAAGCAAAUAUCCAUGCUCUGAUUUUUUUUUAAUGUUUAGUAGAGAUAAAGUACUAAGUGCUGUGGAAUGGUGCUUGCCUCACCUACUUAGCUGUUACAUGUUAAACUGUAAAGUGUGAUUUCAUGGCUAAAUACUGUUCACAGGACCCUCAGGCUCUGCAAAUAUCUCAGUAUCGGACCAAAACAUAUCAGUCACCACCCUGUUGUUUGGUAAACCAUAGGCAAGAUUCAGCAUUGAUGUUAGGGUGAAAAACUGCAGACAGGGUCUGUCACUCCUGGCUAUAGAUUUGCAACAUGUUGAUUUCCUGGGAUUAUUUGUUUCUUUUUGUUAUUAUUGUUAUUUUUGAUGAAACUCCAUAGGGAACACUUCAUGAACGUCUGACACCUGUCUUUCUUAUUUCUCACACACACUGCAAACCACCUGAAAAUGAUGAUGCAAAGUCAAGGUUUAUUUGUGUGUGGGGUUCCCCCAUCAGCUUGUGAGGGGGGGUCCCCAUCAGAGUGUGUGUAUCUGGGUCCCCCCCCUCGCCGUCAGGUUGUGUGUGUGUGUCCCAUCAGUUUGUGUGGGCAGUUCUUCCUGCAACCAUUACAUGUUCCCAUCAAAUCUGCCUUGAAAACCUCACAGCCUUGCAUCCAACCGCACACUGUCAUAGGGCUCGGGGGUGGGGGGUGAGGGCUUGCUCCAGUUGGUUAUGUAAUAGACAUCAUUAUUUGUCUGACUUACGGGAAGUGAGCAGGAGCCUCUUCAGCCCUCCUGACCCUCACAGGUGAGACUCAGCUCCCCUUGGCGACCUCCUUCAGUACUUCUCAGAGUUUGGGAACACACCACGUGAUCUCCUGCUCUAACAAGUGUGUCACAUGCACUGUGCAGGUUGCACCCCCUGCUGCCAAGCACCUGUCAGCUCACCUGAAAUAAUCGUGUGUAAUGAAAAAGCCUGUUUUUUUCUUACUUUCUAAUCCUGUUGCAUUAUUACAAAAAAUCACUGUGAUAUGUGUAUAUAUCUAUAUCUCCAUAUACAUUUGCCCCAGGAAAAAAUUUUCUGCUGUCUAACUUAUAAAAUAAUACUAUUGACUCCAAGUUUGUUUAAUAAAAGUUUGUAUGUUUUAAGAAA
This is a messenger RNA of Meriones unguiculatus (Mongolian gerbil), 4295 nucleotides long. RefSeq names its product protein kinase cAMP-dependent X-linked catalytic subunit (gene Prkx). Gene Ontology annotation, molecular function: ATP binding; protein serine/threonine kinase activity. The transcript has 9 exons. NCBI's taxonomy places the organism in Eukaryota, Metazoa, Chordata, Mammalia, Rodentia, Muridae. Gene Ontology annotation, biological process: protein phosphorylation. Bases 264 to 1343 code for a protein of 359 amino acids. The record is from RefSeq and is a predicted model, not a curated record.